Molecule: messenger RNA, 1649 nt
Organism: Anoplopoma fimbria (sablefish)
Lineage: Eukaryota; Metazoa; Chordata; Actinopteri; Perciformes; Anoplopomatidae
Gene: fbxl20
Product: F-box and leucine-rich repeat protein 20
Biological process (GO): SCF-dependent proteasomal ubiquitin-dependent protein catabolic process
Cellular component (GO): SCF ubiquitin ligase complex
Molecular function (GO): protein binding
Source: RefSeq, a predicted model, not a curated record
CUGCUGCAUGUAGCUCCUAUUUUAUCUGAAAGAAGAGAUCUCGACGUUUGUUUUCCAGACCGAAAAAACAACGACAUCCCGACCGAGGAGCUACCGAAAGGACGGUAGCAUGAUAGUCGUGGAGGGGACUCGGAAGGAAGAGGGCCCGUAUCUGCAUUUCACUUCGCCUAAACCGAGUUCAUUGAGUCGGUAACCAGCGUCCGACAUGGGGAAGGAGGUAAAUGGAGUCUCGCGGAGCCGGUUUGAGAUGUUCACAAAUAGUGAUGAGGCGGUCAUCAAUAAGAAGCUACCUAAGGAGCUGUUGCUACGAAUCUUCUCCUUUCUGGAUGUGGUGACACUCUGUCGCUGUGCCCAGGUCUCACGGUCCUGGAAUGUUCUGGCCUUGGAUGGCAGCAACUGGCAACGAAUCGACCUCUUCGACUUCCAGAGGGACAUUGAGGGCCGGGUGGUGGAGAACAUCUCAAAGCGAUGGGGGUUCCUUAGGAAGCUGAGCCUGCGGGGUUGCUUGGGUGUGGGUGACAGCGCCCUGAGGACUUUCUCUCAGAACUGCAGGAACAUCGAGCUGCUCAGUCUGAACGGCUGCACCAAGAUCACUGACAGCACGUGUAGUAGCCUCAGUAAGUUCUGUCCAAAGCUGAAGCACCUGGACCUCGCCUCCUGUACCUCAAUCACCAACCUGUCACUCAAAGCUCUCAGUGAGGGUUGUCCCCUGCUGGAGCAGCUCAACAUCUCCUGGUGUGAUCAGGUCACCAAGGACGGCAUCCAGGCCCUGGUGCGUUGCUGUCCAGGACUCAAAGGCCUUUUCCUUAAGGGAUGCACACAGCUAGAGGACGAGGCUCUGAAACAUAUCGGGGCUAACUGUCCAGAGCUGGUCACACUAAACUUGCAGACAUGCUCACAGAUCACAGAUGAGGGCCUCAUCACAAUUUGCCGGGGGUGUCACCGCCUGCAGUCCCUUUGUGUGUCAGGCUGUGCCAAUAUCACAGACGCCAUCCUUCACGCCCUGGGACAGAACUGCCCUCGCCUCAGAAUAUUAGAAGUGGCUCGCUGCUCUCAGCUUACAGAUCUGGGCUUCACUACAUUAGCAAGGAAUUGUCAUGAGCUUGAAAAGAUGGAUUUAGAAGAAUGUGUGCAGAUCACAGAUGGAACACUGAUUCAGCUGUCUAUCCACUGCCCUCGUUUGCAAGUCCUGAGUCUGUCUCACUGUGAGCUGAUCACUGAUGACGGCAUCAGACACCUCGGCAGCGGCCCCUGUGCUCACGACCGUCUGGAGGUGAUCGAGCUGGACAACUGCCCCCUGAUCACAGAUGCCUCACUGGAGCACCUGAAGAGCUGCCAUAGUCUGGAUCGCAUUGAGCUCUAUGACUGCCAGCAGAUCACCCGCGCUGGCAUCAAGAGACUAAGGACCCAUCUGCCUAACAUCAAAGUGCAUGCAUACUUCGCUCCCGUCACUCCACCCCCCUCCGUCGGGGGCAGUCGUCAGAGGUUUUGCCGCUGCUGUGUCCUGCUAUGAUGUAAAGACAACAACCCCCCCUUUCCACUCCCCAUGUCCCUCGUACACGCUCCCAGCAGCCCGUCACCUGACCCCGGACCUGCUGUCCCCCUCCUGGCGCCCUGUCAUAGAGUAUAUGCUGGUGUGCCCCCCCCCC